Messenger RNA from Emys orbicularis (European pond turtle), 660 nucleotides. It is a transcript of the gene CALN1, whose product is annotated as calneuron 1. NCBI's taxonomy places the organism in Eukaryota, Metazoa, Chordata, Testudines, Emydidae. Gene Ontology annotation, molecular function: calcium ion binding. Gene Ontology annotation, cellular component: trans-Golgi network membrane. The record is from RefSeq and is a predicted model, not a curated record. The transcript is spliced from 5 exons. Bases 1 to 660 code for a protein of 219 amino acids.
AUGCCAUUCCACCAUGUAACGGCUGGCUUGUUAUACAAGGGGAACUACCUGAAUCGAUCGCUCUCUGCUGGCAGUGACAGUGAACAGCUAGCCAAUAUCUCUGUGGAGGAAUUGGAUGAAAUCCGUGAAGCCUUUCGGGUGCUGGACAGGGAUGGGAAUGGCUUUAUCUCCAAGCAGGAGCUGGGCAUGGCUAUGCGUUCUUUGGGAUACAUGCCUAGUGAGGUGGAAUUGGCAAUUAUCAUGCAGCGCCUUGAUAUGGAUGGGGAUGGCCAGGUUGAUUUUGAUGAAUUUAUGACCAUUCUUGGACCUAAGCUGGUAUCUUCAGAAGGGAGAGAUGGUUUUCUUGGAAAUACAAUAGACAGCAUAUUCUGGCAGUUUGACAUGCAAAGGAUAACGCUGGAAGAGCUCAAACAUAUUCUGUAUCAUGCAUUCCAGGACCAUUUAACAAUGAAGGACAUUGAAAACAUCAUCAUCAACGAAGAGGAGAGUUUAAAUGAAAACUCUGGCAACUGCCAACCAGAGUUUGAAGGUGUUCACUCCCAGAAACAGAACAGACAGACCUGUGUACGGAAGAGCCUUAUAUGUGCAUUUGCCAUGGCCUUUAUUAUAAGUGUCAUGUUGAUUGCAGCCAACCAGAUCCUCCGGAGCGGCAUGGAAUAG